Molecule: messenger RNA, 1155 nt
Organism: Penicillium digitatum Pd1
Lineage: Eukaryota; Fungi; Ascomycota; Eurotiomycetes; Eurotiales; Aspergillaceae
Source: RefSeq, a predicted model, not a curated record
AUGGCGAAAAAACCUAAUGGAGGACUUCGAUUCUGUGUUGACUUCCGGAGACUGAACGCAAUCACCAAGAAAGACUGCUACCCCCUGCCGUUGAUUGACGAGGUAUUACAACGAACAAGCAAGGCGAAGAUCUAUACGAAGCUUGAUAUCCAGCAAGGCUUCCACCGGAUUCGUUUGACACCAGGAGCAGAGGAUCUUACUACAUUCCGCACAAGAUAUGGAUCUUUUAAGUACAAGGUGACACCAUUUGGUUUGACGAACGGACCGGCGACCUUCCAGAGAUUCAUGAAUGAUGUUCUUCGAGAAUGCUUAGACGAGUAUGCAGUCGCCUUCGUGGAUGACAUCUUGAUCUACAGUGAGAACGUCGAAGAUCACCAACGACAGGUCAGAGAAGUACUCCGUCGUCUACAGAAAGCAGGGUUACAAGUGGCCCUAUCAAAAUCCGAAUUUUCAGUGAAGGAGACCAGGUUCCUUGGAUUCAUUGUGAGCACCGAUGGUAUAGCGGUGGAUCCAGAGAAGAUUCGUGUGGUCCAAUCAUGGACGAUACCGACCACAGUGAAAGGAAUACAGUCAUUCUUAGGAUUCUGCAACUUCUACCGACGAUUUAUUCAGGGAUAUAGUGCUAUUUCGAAACCAUUGCAUCGACUAACAAGACAAGAUAUUCCGUUCGAGUGGUCAGAGAAUUGUGAAAGGGCAUUCCAAACUCUGAAGAAUAAGCUAGUUAGUGCACCGAUCCUCCGACACUACGAUCCAGUUCGACAAACCCGAGUUGAGACAGACGCAUCUGAUGGAGUUAUGGGAGCAGUGCUCUCCCAGUACUAUGAACAGGAAGAUUUCUGGCACCCGGUAGCGUUCUACUCGAAGACUAUGCAACCCGCAGAAUUGAACUAUGAAGUACGUGACAAAGAGCUUCUUGCAAUUGUUCGUGCUUUACAGGAAUGGAGACCUGAACUUGAAGGCCUAUCCCAGAAGGAUCGUUUCGAGAUCCUCACUGACCAUCAGUCACUUGAGUACUUCAUGACAACCCGACAAAUGAACCAACGACAGGCGAGAUGGAAUGAGUUCCUAUCUCAGUUCCGUUUCGUAUCAAAUACCGUCCCGGGAAGAAGAACAUUAUUGCUGAUGUCCUAUCACGAAAAGAAUCUCCUUGUGUAG